GCACUCUCCUCACUUCACCCCGGAGGUAGAGCCUCAGUUGCUGCUACGACAUUUCCUUCCCACUCGCCUCGACAAAAAAAAAAACUUUUCCAGAGGAACAAUCCCAGUUUUCCUCCCCCUCCUAACAUCAAACAAGCCAAAUCGGCAACACGACCAGACCUGAAACCCGAAAUGUCUCCUCCGUCUAGAAGAUUGCAGACCAAACCCGUGAUAACAUGUCUGAAGACCUUUCUGAUUUCUUACAGCCUUAUCUUUUGGUUCACAGGGGUGAUCCUGUUAGCAGUGGGAGUCUGGGGGAAGGUUAGUCUGGAGUCCUAUCUCUUGCUAGCCUCAGACAUGAGCACCAAUGCACCAUAUGUCCUUAUUGGCACUGGUGCAAUCAUCGUCAUCUUUGGCCUCUUUGGUUGCUUCGCCACCUGCCGUGGUAGUCCAUGGAUGCUGAAACUGUAUGCUAUGUUCCUGACUCUAGUAUUCUUGGCUGAACUUGUGGCAGGCAUUUCUGGCUUCGUUUUCAGACAUGAGAUCAAAGCAGUCCUUAAAGAUGUAUACUGGAAUGCUGAAAGAAAGUACAAUACUACAGAUGGCAGAAACCAAGCAGUGGAUUCCAUGCAGACAUCUCUGAAGUGCUGUGGUCUGUACAACUACACUAGCUGGGGACAGACAGAGUACUUCAAGCAGCAUGGCAUACCGAUAAGCUGCUGUAUGCCACUGGCUAAUUGUACCACUGAAAAUCUCAAAGAUCUGAACCUGGCUCGAACAGUGGUAUACCAGCAGGGCUGCUUCUCUCUGGUGACAACUGCGAUGGAGUCUAAUUUGGGAAUCAUCGCUGGGAUAUCUUUUGGAAUAGCAUUCUUCCAGCUUAUUGGUGUAUUCCUGGCAUGCUGCUUGUCACGCUACAUCACCAACAACCAGUAUGAAAUGGUCUAGGCAUUUCAGGGUGGAAACAUGAGGUCAUCUAUGAUAUACGACACAAAGGGAAGCCAUAUAGUUUUAGAAUUGUUUCUCAUUUUAGAAAAUCCUCCAGCUACCCUUUUCUUUUUUUAAGUGUUAGUCCAUGGCAACUAGAUCGAAGGGAGGGAUUUAAUUUGCUAUAUAGGGGAUCAUGUCUUUUCACAGUUAUUCAUCUUGAUGCAGUUAUGUGCCUUUUGUAGUUUGUUAAUGGAAAUUAUGGAAAAGAUUCACAGAAAGUAGAGUUGGUGCAGGUUUUUGCCAGUGUUAAACUUGUGAAAUCAAUGGUAUAUACAUUUACUGACUUGCCUUUGGUAGUUGGUCUUAAUAUUAUUCCUUUUUCAGUUUAAUAACUUGCAAGUUCCUAGGUCAAAAUAAAUUAUUUUGAGUAGAGGGAAACAAACUGGGGUUACGUUGAUAUGAGGUGGCAUUGUAUAUUCAAGCCUUAUUUCAUGUAAUAUUGCCUUACCAAACAAAUGUUGAACUGCAGAUCCUUCUUUAUGGGCCAACAUUUCAUAUGAAUAUGGUUCACUGACAUUAAGACAGUGAUGUAUCUUAAUAAGAGUCAGUGUAUUGUAAGUAUAUGUAUUGCUUUUGUUCAUUGAGUGGCUUUAUUAUAAUACUGUAUUUAGUUAAUGCACAUUCCCUGCAACACAACAGCUGAGGGCACAUCUGCCCUGAUAGUGUGCUUACUUCGAAGUAUUUCCAGUUUUCUGUUUUUCUUUUUUUGUGAAACACUGGCAUUUCCAAGUUCGCUGGAGUGACACAUAACCUGAUUAUUGCAUUUCAUUGUCUUGUAUGUCUAAGUUAACAUUUUAAAGCAUGUAGUAUCUGUACUCUGUACAUUCUGUCAAUGAUAAUUCAGUGUUAAUAGCUUGCUUUGAGUUGUGUGAACAGCAUGUAUUAUACAUCAAAAAGAAUAAACAAGCUUAAGUUA
This is a messenger RNA of Pangasianodon hypophthalmus (striped catfish), 1885 nucleotides long. It is a transcript of the gene tspan6, whose product is annotated as tetraspanin 7. The coding region runs from base 172 to 927 and encodes 251 amino acids. NCBI's taxonomy places the organism in Eukaryota, Metazoa, Chordata, Actinopteri, Siluriformes, Pangasiidae. Gene Ontology annotation, cellular component: membrane. The transcript is spliced from 8 exons. The record is from RefSeq and is a predicted model, not a curated record.